CACUAGUGGAAUAUGAUGUCGACUGGUGCUUCCAUGGAGCCUUCGACCCCGCGCUAAACUUAACUGCCUUGUCUCUUUGCCUCCAUCCCCUCCCACCGCGACCAAGAGCACUUCCUUAGACACCAGUCUACUCACAACGAACUACGACACUCAAACAAGCAAUUACUACUCUUACCAAAUCACAAAAAUGGCUCCCGGUGCCCCCCGUGCAAAGCGCAAGGUCGCCCGUGGUGGAGGAAAGCACUUUUCGCGUGACCUCCGACCCCUCGAUGAACCCAUUGAGAAACCCGAGUCGGAAGAAGAGGAGUCUGAAUCGGACGAGGAGGAGUCAGAGGAUGAGUCCCGUCCCGCCGCAGGAGGAGGAGGAGAAGCCAUGACCCGCGACGAACGUAAAGCCGCUGCAAAGGCUCGCAAGGAAGCUGCCAAGGCGCGUCUCGCUGGCCCCGCCGCUUCCGACGACGAUGACGAGGAAGAGGAGGAGGAGGAGCGGAAACCUGCCAAGGCUGCGCCCAAGAAGACCAUCGCCGUGUCGAAUCCCAAUGACCCAGCCAACGCGGCGGCUGGUGGACUGAGCAGGCGUGAGCGUGAGGCGCUGGAGGCGGCUGCUGCCAAGGAGAGGUACUGGAAGCUUCAGGAGGCUGGAAAGACCGAUCAGGCGAAGGCGGACAUGGCUCGUCUGGCGAAGAUCAGGGAGGACAGAGAGGAGAAGGCCAAGCAGAGGAAGGCGGAACAAGAGGAGAAGAAGAAGGAAGCCGAGGCCAAGGCGGACGCCAAGGGCGGCAGGAGAAGAUAAAGGCUUUCUUUCUUUCUACAAGAUUGCCGAAUGUGUACGGCUCAGGUUGUCUAUGGGACCAUACAUGUGUUACGAAUUGCGAUGUACGAGAACGUUGCUUAACAUGGUGAUCUUGCUGAUGGUCGGAACCUGUCGAUGUUUGUAGCACGCCUGCGUGCUCGGUGACAUCCUGUGUUGUGCACUUGUUGGCUGGUAUAAAGCUUGACUGACGACUUGUCGUCAAUCCGUACCCUUACUUUUGGCCGUGGAGAGUGGGGGUAUGUAUGCUUUACGGUGGUUUCACACCCACCCGGGGAAGUUGAUUGAAUUUCAACAUCUUGAUAUUGUGGAACAUUCAUGGUGUGCACUGAAGUAAAUCUAGCCGAG
Molecule: messenger RNA, 1159 nt
Organism: Tricharina praecox
Lineage: Eukaryota; Fungi; Ascomycota; Pezizomycetes; Pezizales; Pyronemataceae
Product: casein kinase substrate phosphoprotein PP28-domain-containing protein
Exons: 3
Coding region: 188-793 (201 amino acids)
Cellular component (GO): cytosol
Molecular function (GO): RNA binding
Source: RefSeq, a predicted model, not a curated record